This is a messenger RNA of Rasamsonia emersonii CBS 393.64, 873 nucleotides long. RefSeq lists its product as uncharacterized. The record is from RefSeq and is a predicted model, not a curated record. Lineage: Eukaryota; Fungi; Ascomycota; Eurotiomycetes; Eurotiales; Trichocomaceae. Bases 1 to 873 code for a protein of 290 amino acids. The transcript is spliced from 2 exons.
AUGUCAAACAGAAACUACGCUCAUAAAUCCAGGAGUUCCCGGAAGCUUGAUGACCCUGAGAGCCAAGUUAUGGAUCUGGUGUCCAAAUACAAGGAUAUCAAGGAACCCCGUCCGGUGCUACGUGAGAUCCUUGGGAAACCCGAAAUAUACCGACUUCUCUGGGAAAUUAUUGCACACCAGCUGGCUCUCAUCAAGUCUCGAUCGCAGGCGUUCGAGGACGGCCACAUCACGGUGUACGACAAGGCGUUGCUGAUGCUGUCCAAAAACGGCAACGAAAUCUCCAAUGCAGGAGCCCUGGAGCUUUACAUCGAAGAAUUCAUGGGCAUCAGCCAGAAUAAACACGGUCAGGUGCUGGAUGAGGUUCUGGAGAAGCAUGUUGCGCUGAAGGCCCUUUUUAUCAAACUCUCCCAGCCUGAUAGCAAUGGAAUGGCAGAAAAAAGAGAUGCCCUCGGAGAGAGAACCAGACAGUCCAAAAACCGCCCUCACAAUGGUCGACGUUUCGAGACAAAGGACAGCGCACGCAGCAACGACACUACCGUCGAUGACAAGAUCACGCGCAUCCUCGACGUCUAUUUCAAGGCCAAGGAGGACUAUUACAACCUGGAUGGCGCCAGCUAUAUGGAAAAGGCCAAGGCUGCCCGAUUUCUGCGCGACACGGCGGAGAAUAGUCUGAAUUGCCUUCGAGCCCGUGGUUUAACGACGCACAGGAUGGUACCAGAGCUCGAGGAAAUGUUCCAAUAUGCCAAGGACAAAGCUACGGAGCUCUUGGGGGGCAAAAAGAGGCGCUUCGAGAUCACAGAGGUUACCGAGAUUCCGUUGAAACGUCCUCGCCAGAGCUGGACCCGUCACGGAUCUCAAUACUACAGACCCUGA